Messenger RNA from Centropristis striata (black sea bass), 4327 nucleotides. RefSeq names its product nuclear receptor ROR-beta-like. Gene Ontology annotation, cellular component: nucleus. Gene Ontology annotation, molecular function: zinc ion binding; RNA polymerase II cis-regulatory region sequence-specific DNA binding; nuclear receptor activity. The record is from RefSeq and is a predicted model, not a curated record. NCBI's taxonomy places the organism in Eukaryota, Metazoa, Chordata, Actinopteri, Perciformes, Serranidae. Gene Ontology annotation, biological process: regulation of transcription by RNA polymerase II. Bases 409 to 1914 code for a protein of 501 amino acids. The transcript is spliced from 10 exons.
AAGUAGGUUAGCAGGGUAGACUGAGAGGAAAGCAGGCGGAGAGUCAGAGCGCAGAGGGGGGGUCCGAUCACCGGUCGUUCACCGUGGGACUAUUCUGUCAAAAAAGUUGAGCCAAAUCUAUUCGCCAGUGCGCCGAGACGGUUACGAUGCGAUCCCAAGCGACUUUUUUCAAGCUUUUAUUUUGCUCGGACUUGACCGAGCGAUAGAGGAGAGCAGUUUCGCCUAGUUUUUUUCUUUCUUUAUUUGGUCGUGCUUUACGAGAGCUGUCUGCAGCCGGGACGAAGUUAAUAUUUACAGAGCCAGUUCACUCUGGCUCCAGCGGUUUAUUCUCCUCCUAUCCUGUCACCUACAUUAACCACAUGUAGCCGAGUUUUUUAAUCGUCCAGCCAAGAGAAAGAAACCAUCAAAAUGAGAGCUCAGAUCGAGGUCAUCCCCUGUAAGAUCUGUGGGGACAAGUCCUCAGGAAUCCACUAUGGAGUCAUCACCUGCGAAGGCUGCAAGGGCUUCUUUCGUCGCAGCCAGCAGAACAAUGCCAUGUACUCUUGUUCCCGCCAGAGGAACUGCCUGAUCGACCGAACUAACCGUAACCGAUGCCAGCACUGCCGCCUACAGAAGUGUCUGGCUUUGGGCAUGAGCAGAGACGCUGUCAAGUUUGGUCGUAUGUCUAAGAAACAGCGUGACAGCCUCUACGCUGAGGUGCAAAAACACCAGAAGUCCCAGGAGUGUGUGGGCUCUGUAGGCGGGGGUGCUACUGCUCUGUCCUUACCCAAGGAGGAUGGUGUCUGCAGCGUUGCCGGGGACGACGGCGAAGAGGGUCUGAGCCGGUCCUACAGCAGCGGGGGCUCCAGCUCCACCCUGAGCGACCUGGAUGACAUCGCGGCGCUGCCCGACCUGUUCGACCUGCCGCUGACCCCCGAGGAGGCCAGCGAGUACUGCAGCCUGGACCUGCUCGGCGGCGGAGCAAGCACCGGGAACACCUCCAACUCAUCUUCUGCUUCUUCCUCGUCCUCAUCCUUGUCAAAUCAGAAUUCUCCGCAGCAGACCAUGCUGGACGGGGCAGACGGCAGUGGGAUCCAGCUCCUGCAUUCACACUCUCAUCCGCUGCUGGGACACACACAUUCACUGCUGGACCAGCUACCAGAUGACUGCUCAAUAACAGACCUCGAGCGCAUCACUCAGAGUAUUGUUAAGUCUCAUUUGGAAACGUGUCAGUACAGCGCUGAAGACAUGAAGAGAUUCACCUGGGCACAAUACGCACCGGAGGAAACACGUGCUUUUCAAAACAAGUCAGCCGAGUGGAUGUGGCAACAGUGUGCGCAUCACAUCACCAACGCCAUUCAGUAUGUGGUGGAGUUUGCCAAACGCAUUGCUGGCUUCAUGGACCUUUGCCAGAAUGAUCAGAUUAUAUUGCUCAAAGCAGGUUGUCUGGAGGUCCUGCUGAUACGCAUGUGCCGAGCUUUCAACGUCAACAACAGCACCAUUUUCUUCAAUGGAAAAUUUGCCCCGGCUCAGUUCUUCAAAGCACUUGGUUGUGAUGACCUAGUCAGUGCAGUGUUUGACCUGGGGAAAGGACUUUGUCGCCUACAGCUGUCUGAUGAAGAAAUGGCUCUGUUUAGUGCUGCAGUUCUUCUAUCUCCUGAUCGACCCUGGCUAACAGAGGGACAAAAGGUUCAGAAACUCCAGGAGAAAGUCUACCUGGCUCUGCAGCACAGUCUACACAAGAGUGGUGCUUCAGACGAGAAACUGGACAAGAUGGUGUCCAAGCUGCCCACAAUGAAGUCCAUCUGUAACAUCCACAUUGAUAAACUCGAGUUUUUCCGUUUGGUCCACCCGGAGACCGCCUACAGUUUCCCACCACUGUACCGGGAAGUGUUUGGCAGCGAGAUGUCUCUGCCAGACUCCACCAACAGCUAGACAGGCAGAUAGACAAACAAGAGAGAUGGACAGAGUGUAUCAAGAAGUAGGGAAGCAAAAAAGGAGAGACAGAGAAGGAUAGAGAUGUUGAAGCUCAACAACCAGCAGUUAAGAGACAAUCCAGGACGUUAAAUACUCCGUCUCCAAUGAUCCCAAAGUAGUCCUCCACUUUCCCAGCAGGCAAAAGCACCUUACACUACAGACCACACAUGCUCAUGGUCCUCUGCAUAUUGUAGCAUUAACAACAAGCGGAUGGGCAUUGUAAUAAUAAUAGCCUACUUGCCAUGAGACAGCUCCAAGCUCUAACACUUAUUUAACAUCAGAUCCACUGUGGAUCACCCAACCAGUAAUGAAUGUACCUCAUCGAUAAGCACCAGUGCACAAGCCAGAACACAACAACAGUGAAUGUACAACCCUGCCACUCUGAGACAGAGUUUUACACAUAGUAUUAGAAUGAAGUCAUGUUUCCACAGGCCUCACUAUUAAUACAGCUCUCAGCAAACAUUUCUCUCUAUAUAAAUACAUCUCAGUAUGGUACGCCUGCGUAUUCAUACAUACAAUAUCCUUGUACUGACCAUCACUUAGGGACCAAGAUCAUGAGUCAUUUUCUCUGAAAGAAACACAGAUAUGACAUGACUCACGGCUUACUGAGAACCAUUUUCACACACAUUUAGACAGUGUUCGGUGCUGCCUUUUUUUGUAGGCUAAUGCAAAGAGAAACCUCAGUCCCAUGCACCCCUUUCCUUGUAAAUGCCACUUAGAGACAGGAAAAGAUGAAAUUAUCUUUAAUUUAUAUACACAUUUAUAAACAAAUAUUUUAAAUAAGAAUGUAAAUAGAUGACUAUAUAAGUAUAUGGAGAGAGUUAGAAUGUGUGAGUUCAGUUCAGAGAGAAAGGGAGAGAAAGGCGCAUAGAAAGAUGCAGAGAAAAGAUGGACAUUUCAUGAAAGCUGAUAUAUGGACUCAAAUCGUAUUCUGGACUACUUCCUCUCUUGACAGUACUCUCAGGUUUCCAUGGCAACAAUCCCCUCUUGCCCUGACGGCCCAGCCGUGUUAGGCGCUGUCGUCACGCAAGCAACGGGGUGGACACUUGUUGCAGAUGCGACACAGCAGGGGAGGGGGCAGUGUACCCACACAAAGGCGGAAAAACAUUGCCUUCGUCUUGCAUUUAAACUGAAAGCUUUCAGUCGGCGCUGUUGCUGCCCCCGUAAAGAGACAAGAGGACAAACAAGGACACUAAGGAAAAGAGGAAGCAAGGCAAAAGAUGACUUCAUGAACUGUAUAUUAAAAUGGGAUAUACAGGGUCCCCCCUCCCCCCACCACCUGUUUCUAACCAGCAGUCAGUACAGUGGGUGUAGUAUAAUUGUCUUUCACUCAUAAUGUUUCAGUUCGUUAAAAGCAGGAACAACGAUGAUCCAUAAUAUGUAUCAUAAACCCUCCUUUGCUGGUUGGAGCAACUGUAUUAUUUUGUACAUUUGCUGUUCCUAUCUCCUUUAGUCCCAAACCCAACACUUGUCCAAACACCAAGCACUUAUACUUUCCUCUUCCUCACUGGACACUAUUCUAAGGCCAGACAGAGCUACCAGCUGCCCCCUUGAGUUGGGCCCCAAUGCCAGUAAGACUUAAUUUUUCAGUCAAUCUGUUUUGGUUAUUUUUUUAAAUAUUUUUUUUAUUCCAUAUCCGUCACACAAGAUCAUCCAUAACUGUUUACACUUUUCAUGUACAUAAUUAACAUGCUCUCUGAAGGUUGAUAUGAUGGUGAUGAUGAUGAUGAUGAUGAUGUUGAUGAUGAUAAUGUCUUACUCGGGGUGCUGUGAAGUUCUUGAGCAGAGUCUGAGGACCUGCCGCUCAGGGAGCUAGCUGUGGUCUCUUGUCCCUUUAUUACCAGUGUCGUCGUUUAGCCUCGUGCUCCUCACACCUUUGCACCUAAGAUGAGACCCAUUACCAUAAUCACUGUGGAAGUAAGUUCUAUUUUUGUGAAUGUUACUCACAAAGUGUCAAAGCCCUUCCCGUUUGUCCUAAUAUUGUGACAUCAAAUUUACAAGACAUAGGAAUUAAAAAACAACAACGACUAAAUCAGUUAGAGUUAAAGAUGAAUUCAUUAUUAGGGUUUAAUGUUUCUUUUUGCUGUGAUUUUCAUUUAUUUGUCAGUCUUUUAUCCACCUUUUUCUUUGUGUCUCCACUUUUGUCUUGUAAAGUCAGUGAUCUAUUUUUUUUAAUUGAAGAAAGAUUAGGUACAAACAAAAAAAAGAAUAGUUUGUCUCCCUUCUCUUUCCCUGUAUGACAAAAUGUACAAGAGGUAUAUUACUAGUCCAAGAGUAACUGAGUUACACAGCUCGAUAUAUAUUGUUGUCCAAUGGGAUACAUUAUAUGUGGUUUUAAGAAUGUAAUAAAUGGUUUCUUUUUCUUUUGAAA